AAACUUAACGUGUUUUCUGCUCUCAUCACUUUCCGAUAUAGAAUUAUUAAAAUAAAAUAAAAAGGGUAAAAACCGGUUCUUGCUCGGAACAUGAUAGUACACACGAACACAAUUCACAGCACUGAAAGAAAAUCUCAGCAGCUCUUGGAAUUUGAAUGGCUUCUUCUUCGUCGUCGUCAUCAUCAUCUUUAAUCCAAGGAGGCUCACUUCCUUCAUUCUCUGCAAUUCGCUCACGCCAUUCAUCUUCGGCACAUUCUUUUCUACGUUUGACCAAGUUACCGGAUAGUGGCCGGAGGAGCUCAGGCUACCGGCGAAUGGCCUGCACCGCUAUGGUACAACAGGCUGUAUAUGGGUCUCCAGCUAUUUAUGCUAAGGAAAUGGAGAGACUCUCUGCUAAAGAAUCUCUGCUUCUCGCUUUCAAAGAUUCUGGCAGUUUUGAAGCUCUGGUCACUGGACAGACAACAGAUAUGCAGCGGAUUGAUGUGAACGAAAGGAUAAAUGGUCUUGAGCGGCUCAAUCCAACUCCUCGACCAACUACGUCACCGUUUUUGGAAGGUAGAUGGAAUUUUGAGUGGUUUGGAGCUGGAAGCCCUGGAUUAUUUGCUGCCAGAUUUAUAUUCGAGAGAUUUCCUAAAAAUUUCGCUAAUUUGUCUAAAAUGGACAUGGUGAUUAAGGAUGGAAAUGCAAAGGUUACAGCAAAUAUGAAACUAUUAUACUCGAUAGAAAGCAAAUUCAUUCUGCUCUCCAAGUUAACUGUGGAGGGACCUCUUAGAAUGAAAGAGGAAUAUGUUGAAGGGAUUCUUGAGACACCAACCAUCAUUGAAGAAACAGUACCAGAACAGCUAAAAGGUGCAUUUGGUCAGGCUGUUCACACAGUGCAACAACUUCCUGUUCCUAUUAGGGAUUCCUUUUCUAGCGGGCUGAAAAUUCCUCUAACCAGUACUUUCCAGAGACUCUUCAUGAUUUCGUAUCUUGAUGAUGAAAUACUUAAGUGGAUGAAAACUGCACAUAGGAUUAAUCUGCCAUCUGAAUCUUGUUUCAGUAGCACAUCAAGAGUAGUCUUUGCACAAAUUUUAAAAGGAAUUAGAUAUGAAAAUGUCAAAAGUACAUGCCAUAUUUCAUUCUCAUGCGAUAAUAUACAAAAAAGGAGCUUUACGAAUUCUAGAGUACUAUCUGUUGUAUUUAUUAACUUGGGAGCCCUAUCAUGGAUGGAUGUCUCCAUCUACCAAGAUUCAUGAAGGCUAAUACAUUCUCUCCCAGCUUUUCUCUCGGGUCCCUUACAAGCAGUGGCGGAUCCUAGAAGGCACAGGGGAGGGCAAUAGCCCCCCUAGGUUUUGAGAAAAUUACAUCUUGGUCCAUGCACUUUUAAAAGUAACAAAUUUUAUUCUUAAUGUCAAACAAAUUCGUUUAAUUAGUUGUGUUCUUGUAAAUAGCAAAAUUGUAUAUUGGUCCUUGAUUUUUAUGAAUAACAUUUAUGUGUAUUUAUGAAAUACAUAUGAUGAAAGAAAAUGAUUGUUUUAAAUCAAAUAUUUUUAUAAAAAUUUAGAUUUUUUUUAACGCACAUGCAAAAAUAUUUGUUCAAGCUGAUGAAAAAAACUCUUGUUUAAUUUAUGCAUGUGAUUUCCACCAAAAAUGAUCAAUUUGUAGAUAAACUAUAUCUAUGAACAAUAAAAUAGAUAAUUAUCAUAUUAUUGAUCUUUCUUCCUCAAGAAUUGUUCUCAGGAUCCGCCAUUGCUUAUAAGGAGCCUGAAUUUACCUAUUUGGUUUUCUUUCAUUACAUGUUCCUAUCAUCUCUUGCGACCAUUUUAGAUUCAACACAUAACAUGGCGUUCACUACAGAUAUAGCUUGUAUAAUAUGACCACUUGCACUGCUGUUGCCAAAAGGAUGGUCAUGCGGAAGUAUCUAUUUUGCAUGGUCAUAAAUAUAUGUUUGCAAAACAGAAGGAUAAUUUCAAAGAACUAGCAGUUGGCUUUGUGAAAGAUAUGUAAGAACGUAAACCAGGAAAGUAGACAUUAUCA
Messenger RNA from Populus trichocarpa (black cottonwood), 2019 nucleotides. Its product is annotated as probable plastid-lipid-associated protein 13, chloroplastic. Lineage: Eukaryota; Viridiplantae; Streptophyta; Magnoliopsida; Malpighiales; Salicaceae. The transcript has 7 exons. The record is from RefSeq and is a predicted model, not a curated record. The coding region runs from base 156 to 1238 and encodes 360 amino acids.